AUGAAUAACGUUUAUGAUCACAAUGUAGAGUCACUUUGGUGGUCAAGUAUCUUUGAAAGUUUUAUUAGAGAUAAAAUAAAUACAUUUAUUAGAUCAGAUGUUGUAUUAAAUAAAGACUUAGUUACAUUUGUUCCUUCUACUCAUCAAAUUAACAAUUUCGAAAUUAUCGAUCAAUUAAAUGAUUUUUAUUUUGUCUGCCAAUGUAAAAAAUGCCACAAAAUAACAUACAACGAUGCCAUCCCAGUUUCAAAUAGUCCUAGAUACAGAAUUGUUUGCAGAAUGGUUGCAUCAGUCUUCAAUAGAUUUAAAAGUUUAUACUACGAUGGUGAAAUUAAUAUAUUAAGUGAAGAAGAUAUUCACUUUUUAAUUAAUAAAAUCCUAAUCAAUAAUUACAAUAUUUCUGAAGCUCUAAAAAAAAUACCUGUAAGUUCGUAUUAUAAUUUUUAA
Cryptosporidium ubiquitum is the source of this 447-nucleotide messenger RNA. RefSeq lists its product as uncharacterized. The record is from RefSeq and is a predicted model, not a curated record. Bases 1 to 447 code for a protein of 148 amino acids. NCBI's taxonomy places the organism in Eukaryota, Apicomplexa, Conoidasida, Eucoccidiorida, Cryptosporidiidae. The transcript has a single exon.